AUGACGCAUGAUAAGGAAAAGCAGACCGAGAACGCCCAGAUCAUCAGAGAAGUGGAGGUGGACAAGGUGUCGGCGCUGUCCAGGCACCAGGUGGAGGCCAUCAAGCAGCUGUGGCAGGACCCGGGGAUCCAGGCGUGCUACGACAGGAGGAGGGAGUACCAGCUGUCGGACUCCGCCAAGUAUUACCUGACGGACAUUGACCGGAUUGCCAUGCCGUCCUUCGUGCCAACGCAGCAGGACGUGCUUCGUGUCCGCGUGCCCACCACUGGCAUCAUCGAGUACCCGUUUGACUUGGAAAACAUCAUCUUUCGGAUGGUGGAUGUUGGUGGCCAGCGAUCUGAAAGACGGAAGUGGAUUCACUGCUUUGAGAGUGUCACCUCCAUUAUUUUCUUGGUUGCUCUGAGCGAAUAUGACCAGGUCCUGGCAGAGUGUGACAAUGAGGUAUGCUGGGUGGGGAGUUUAGGUAGCUGUGAAAGACAGAGACCUAUUUCUGCACUUUCCAGGAAGCCGUACAGGUCAGGCAACAGACCCUCUUCUUUAGGACCAAAGCAGGAUGUCAAAGCUGCCAGAGACUUCAUCCUGAAACUUUAUCAAGAUCAGAAUCCUGACAAAGAGAAAGUCAUCUAUUCUCACUUCACAUGUGCCACAGACACAGAGAACAUCCGCUUCGUAUUCGCUGCUGUCAAGGACACAAUUCUACAACUAAACCUAAGGGAAUUCAACCUAGUUUAAAAGCUGCUGCCCACUUCUCCCCCAUAACAGAAGACAUGAUUUGCAAGCUCCUCUUGUUUUAUUUGCAAGUGCUUCUGACAUCACCUGAGCCAGCCCCCUGGGCCUGGCACCAAAGACAUCAGGAAGACCAUGGGGACAGAGAUAGACAAUGGAACCUGGAAGAUAUCUGAGUUUACCAAAGCAUUUUAAAAGUCUGUUUUCUCAAAUUGUUUUAUAAUUCUUUUCUUGACUUUUGGCUAUAAGAUUUUAUGUA
Messenger RNA from Galeopterus variegatus (Sunda flying lemur), 985 nucleotides. RefSeq names its product guanine nucleotide-binding protein subunit alpha-14-like. Gene Ontology annotation, cellular component: heterotrimeric G-protein complex. The record is from RefSeq and is a predicted model, not a curated record. The coding region runs from base 1 to 732 and encodes 243 amino acids. Gene Ontology annotation, molecular function: GTPase activity; G-protein beta/gamma-subunit complex binding; guanyl nucleotide binding. Lineage: Eukaryota; Metazoa; Chordata; Mammalia; Dermoptera; Cynocephalidae. The transcript has 5 exons. Gene Ontology annotation, biological process: adenylate cyclase-modulating G protein-coupled receptor signaling pathway; phospholipase C-activating dopamine receptor signaling pathway; action potential.